UCUCCCUGUAGGCCUGAUCUUCGAAGAGCCCGCCUGGGGCUUCUGGUAAGAGUUCGCCAGAACGUUGUUGCUCGGUGGCGACCGUAAUUCGGAGCUGUGCUGACUGACGCUGCAGCGGGUUACCAUGGCCCUGCGGGGCGUGUGGCUCGUACGCCCCGAACCGGGAACUGCGCUCUGUGGCUCCGUGAGAUUCUCCAGACGGUAUCCAACUGUUGAAAAACGAGCUAAAAUCUUCAAUGGAGUGAGUUAUGUGCCUGUUCCUGAAGAUGGUCCUUUUCUUAAGGCACUACUUUUUGAACUUAGAUUAUUGGAUGAUGAUAAAGAUUUUGUGAAACGUUGUGACAGUUGUUCACGCAUCAAUAAAACAUCCGUCUAUGCGCUUGCAAUAGGAGGCGAAGAGCUCUGGCCAGUUGUUGCAUUUCUGAAGAAUGGCAUGAUAUAUGCGAGUGUUCCGCUAGUUGAACAGACUCUGUCCCCUCGCCCACCACUAGUUAGCCUUAGUGGAAUUUCACAGGGCUUACAGCUCCUUUUCGGUAUACAGGAUUUUCUGUCCUUAGGUCAAAAAAGUGACAGUGAGCUAAAUACAAAAUUGAGCCAGCUACCUGACUUGCUUCUACAGGCAUGUCCAUUUGGUACUUUAUUGGAUGCCAACUUACAGAACUUCUUGGAUAACAUUAAUGUUGCUUCUGUGACUCAGCCACAAAAACUGCCAGCCUGGAAAGCUGGGACAUACAAAGGAAAACCACAAGUUUCCAUUUCUAUCACUGAAAAGGUAAAAUCUAUGCAGUAUGAUAAGCAGGAUGUAGCAGAUACAUGGCAAGUUGUUGGAGCAGUCACUUGCAAGUGUGAUUUGGAAGGAAUCAUGCCAAAUGUUACCAUCAGCUUGAGUCUCCCCACCAAUGGCUCUCCACUUCAAGAUAUUCUUGUUCAUCCUUGUGUGACUUCUCUGGAUUCUGCCAUUCUGACUUCUAAUAGCAUUGAUGUGAUGGAUGAUUCUGCAUUUAGUGGGCCAUACAAAUUUCCGUUCUCUCCACCUUUAGAGUCAUUCAACUUAUGUUACUACACUUCGCAGGUCCCUGUCCCACCAAUUUUGGGUUUUUAUCAAAUCAAAGAAGAAGACAUACAACUAAAAAUAGCAGUUAAUUUAAAACUUCAUGAAAGUGUAAAAAAUAAUUUUGAAUUCUGUGAAGCUCAUAUACCUUUUUACAAUAGAGGCCCAAUUACACAUUUGGAAUACAAAGUUAGUUUUGGCCAGCUUGAGAUCUUUCGAGAGAAAGGCUUAUUGAUCUGGAUUAUUGGCCAAAAGUUUCCAAAGUCAAUGGAAAUUAAUCUUUCUGGAACUGUAACUUUUGGAGCUAAGGGCCAUGACAAACAGCCAUUUGACCAGAUUUGUAUUGGAGGUACAGCAUAUGUAAAGCUUCAUUUCAGGAUCUUAGAUUACACACUCACUGGAUGUUAUGCAGAUCAGCAUUCAGUUCAAGUUUUUGCAUCAGGAAAGCCAAAAAUAAGCACACAUCGGAAACUAAUUUCAUCUGAUUAUUACAUCUGGAAUUCGAAAGCCCCUGCUCCAAUAACGUAUGGAUCAUUGCUACUGUGAUCUUUGUCAUGUUUAAGUAGACUUUAUUGGCCUGGUGUGGUGAUGAGUGCUUGUGGUCCCAGCACUCUGAGAGAGUGAGGUGGGAACACUGCAAGUUCAAGCCCAGCCUGAGAGGCUUAGUGACUGAGCAAGCCCGUCUCGGACUUCAUGUUAGUGUGGUUCAGAAUGCAGAAAGUGUGAUUCCUUCUCGCAUCUUUUAGACUAGUCUUUGGUCAGCACACCACAGUACUCCUGCCUGCACCUGCAGCAGGCAUCACCAGUCAUUCACAGCCUUUCUGAGUGGGAACCCGGGCUUAUUCUCAGUACAGGACUUCAGACAGCCAUUCCAAUGGAUGGUAGCCGAUGUGCAGAGUGUAUCUGCUCUUCCAAAACUGAGUCCUAAACUCCUGGUGCAGUGCUUUGUUACAGAAUACCAGAAACCAAGUAAGAAACAGCUAUAAAGUUUCUUGAGGGGAAAAACAGUUAAUGGAAACAAAGGAAAAUUACUGUAAUAGUAACUUGCUGUUUAACACCUCCAGCCUGUUGACUAAUAAAGAAUCCACAGAAUUCUA
Octodon degus (degu) is the source of this 2148-nucleotide messenger RNA. It is a transcript of the gene Ap5m1, whose product is annotated as adaptor related protein complex 5 mu 1 subunit. Gene Ontology annotation, cellular component: AP-type membrane coat adaptor complex; late endosome; cytosol. Gene Ontology annotation, biological process: endosomal transport. Bases 125 to 1597 code for a protein of 490 amino acids. The transcript is spliced from 8 exons. NCBI's taxonomy places the organism in Eukaryota, Metazoa, Chordata, Mammalia, Rodentia, Octodontidae. The record is from RefSeq and is a predicted model, not a curated record.